Messenger RNA from Microtus oregoni (creeping vole), 1182 nucleotides. Its product is annotated as lysosomal Pro-X carboxypeptidase-like. The transcript is spliced from 7 exons. The coding region runs from base 7 to 1182 and encodes 391 amino acids. Gene Ontology annotation, molecular function: serine-type exopeptidase activity; dipeptidyl-peptidase activity. Gene Ontology annotation, biological process: regulation of blood vessel endothelial cell migration; negative regulation of systemic arterial blood pressure; proteolysis. The record is from RefSeq and is a predicted model, not a curated record. Lineage: Eukaryota; Metazoa; Chordata; Mammalia; Rodentia; Cricetidae.
GGGUUCAUGUGGGAUGUGGCUGAGAGGCUGAAAGCUUUGCUUGUGUUUGCUGAACAUCGGUACUAUGGGGAGUCCUUGCCCUUCGGUGAGGACUCUUUCAGGGAUGCUAAGCAUUUGAAUUUCCUGACAUCAGAACAAGCUCUGGCUGAUUUUGCAGAGUUAAUCAGACACUUGAGAAGAACUGUCCCAGGCGCCGAUGGUCAACCCUUCAUCGCCAUCGGAGGCUCUUACGGCGGUGUGCUUGCGGCCUGGUUCAGGAUGAAAUAUCCUCAUUUAGUAGUUGGAGCUCUUGCAGCUUCUGCUCCUAUCUGGCAGUUUCAAGACUUGAUUCCCUGUGGUGUGUUUAUGAAGAUAGUAACUGAGGAUUUUAGGAAAAGUGGAGAAAAAUGUUCGGAGAGCAUCCUCAGGUCUUGGGGUGCCAUUAACCGACUCUCAAAUACGGGCAGUGGUCUACCAUGGCUCACCAGAAACUUACACCUGUGUGCUUCCCUAAACUCUGAGGACAUCCAACGCCUGAAAGACUGGAUCGCUGAGACCUGGGUGAACCUGGCCAUGGUGAACUACCCAUACCCAGCCAGCUUUUUAAAGCCUUUGCCUUCUUGGCCUAUCAAGGUCGUGUGCCAGUAUCUGACAAACCCCUACAUGUCAGAUUCCCUGCUGAUUCAGAACAUCUACCAAGCUCUGAAUGUAUAUUACAAUUACUCAGGCCAGUCCAAAUGCAACAAUAUUUCUGAAACAACAACCGGAAACUUGGGGUCCCGAGUUUGGGGCUACCAGACCUGCACGGAAAUAAUUCUGCCCUUUUGCACAAAUGGUAUUGAUGACAUGUUUGAGGCCCGUGCAUGGGAUUUAGAUAAGUAUUCUGACGACUGUUAUAAGCAGUGGGGUGUGCGGCCACGCCCUUCCUGGAUCACUACCCUAUAUGGAGGCAAAGACAUCCGUUCACAUUCGAACAUCAUUUUCAGCAAUGGUGACCUGGACCCAUGGUCGGGAGGUGGAGUUACUGAAGAUCUCUCUGAUACACUGGUGGUAGUCAACAUCCCAGAGGGGGCCCACCAUUUAGAUCUGCGAUCGAGCACGGACACGGAUCCACCGUCCUUACAGUUAGCCCGCACAGUAGAAGUCAAACACAUGAAGCAAUGGAUCACGGAUUUCUAUGGCAAUUACAGAAGGCUGCCCUGA